AUGUCUGCAGCUCAGGAUUUCCAGGCGCUCCAUGCUGGGUGUCGGGAAGAUCUGUUUGAUGACGAGAAGUUUCCUCAGAACAUUCCGGGUGUGGAGUGGAGGCGUCCUCCGGAGUUCUGCUCCCAUCCACAGUUCAUAGAGAGCGGAGCGAGUACAUCGGACGUCUGCCAGGGCGAGUUGGGGGACUGCUGGCUCCUCUCCUCCAUGACGUCACUCACCCUCCACCCCCAACUCUUCUCCCGGGUCGUCCCUGAGAACCAGACCUUCAGCCGGAGCCAUGGAUACCGCGGGAUCUUCCACUUCAAGCUGUGGCGGUUCGGUGAUUGGCUGGAUGUGAUCAUCGAUGAUAAACUCCCAACGAAGAACAACGUCCUGAUCUACAGCAAGAGCCACACCCGGGGGGAGAUGUGGAGCCCCCUGCUGGAGAAGGCCUAUGCCAAGGUGUCUGGAGGAUAUUUGGCUCUACAAGGAGGAACCAUCCCGGAGGCUCUGGAGGACUUCACUGGCGGCCUGGCGGAGGUGCUGAGCCUGAGCAGACACACCCCCGAGGAGACCUGGGAGCUGAUCGUCCAAUCAGCACACAGCCGCUUCCCCAUGGCCUGCUAUAUAGAGGUGGCUGAACAUGGUGAGGUUGGACAGGUGAAUGAGGACGGGCUGGUCCUGGGUCACGCCUACUCCAUACUAGGAGCCAAGGAGGUCCAGCAUGACUCCGGGGACGUCACCCUCAUCCGCCUGAGGAACCCAUGGGGGUUCACUGAGUACAAUGGCCCAUGGAGCGAUAAGUCUCCGGAAUGGCGGUCGGUGUCAGAUGAAGAGCAGAAGCAGCUCAACCUGCAGAAGGAAGACGGAGAGUUCUGGAUGCUGUGUGAGGAUUUCUGCUCGUUCUUCUCCUGGAUGGUCAUCUGUCACACCAACCUGGACUCCCCCCAUUGUGAGGUCACUCACCUGCGGGGUCGCUGGCAGCGCGGAGUCAAUGCUGGAGGGGGUCGCAGACUAAGAACAUUCUUCAACAAUCCCCAAUUCCGGCUCCGUGUGGGCGGGUCUUCAGACCAAGAGGCGGGGCAUAACAAUGAACAGGAUGAGCAUUGGAGGGUUUUGUUGGAGUUGAUGCAGACUGACGGAGGAGCUCAGAAGCUGCACAUUGCAUGUCACCUGUACCAGGUACCCCAAGAUCUGGUGUCUCGCCCCAGACUGGACCGCGGAUUCUUCACCAGGAAUCGCCCCGUGUGUGACACCGGAGAGCCACAGAACAGCCGCGGGGGGGUGACGAUGCGGGUACACCUGCCGGCGGGCGAGUACGUCAUUGUGCCCUCCACCUAUGAUGCCAAUCAGGAGGGCAACUUCUACAUCAGAGUGUGCUGCGAGAGAGACGCCGGCAGCAGUGCACCCUGCUGGAGGCAACUGGAACAGCAAGCGACUGAGAUGAUUCACCAACAGACGUCUGCAGAGAAGAUGACUAAAGCUCUCUACGUCCCACAGAAUCCCCGA
Messenger RNA from Staurois parvus, 1488 nucleotides. Lineage: Eukaryota; Metazoa; Chordata; Amphibia; Anura; Ranidae. The record is from the annotation of a GenBank genome assembly.